Molecule: messenger RNA, 930 nt
Organism: Ceratosolen solmsi marchali
Lineage: Eukaryota; Metazoa; Arthropoda; Insecta; Hymenoptera; Agaonidae
Source: RefSeq, a predicted model, not a curated record
AUGCGGCUACCUGCCACCACGACGGAGCAGAUUUUCUUGUCGGCGAGGGCUACGUCCCUUCUCGCCAGUGCGCCCCUGCCCAUCCUCACAAGCUGUAAACUGUGGGGUAUGAAAGAGAAACAGCCUAUACUAGCGAUUCACGGAUGGAUGGACAAUGCUGCUAGCUUUGAUUUGCUGGCUCCAUUAUUAGAAAAUUCAUCGAUAUUCGCAAUCGACUUACCGGGACAUGGCUUAUCCAGUUGGAUUCCACAUGGUAUUCAUUAUAACGAAGAUAUUAACGCUAUAGCAAUAAGAAAAGUGGUAGAUUAUUUUGGUUGGAAGAAAGUUAAGUUAAUGGGUCACUCUAUGGGCAGUGUAAUAUGCAAUUAUUAUGCUCAAUUGUUUUCAAACGAAGUUGAAUUUCUUAUUGGUUUAGAUGCCUUGUCAUUUAUUGCAUGCAAUAUCGAAGGACAGGUUAAGCAACGGUCAGUGGCAAUUACAGAUUAUUUAAAACUUCAGCAGAAAAACAUAAAAGCACCACCGCAUUAUUCAAAGAAUGAUGCUAUGGAAAGGUGGAUGAAGGCAAAUUCAUAUAGCCAACUAGAUUUUGCUACAACCGGUAUUUUAAUGACUAGAGGCGCAAAAAAAGAGGCAGAUGGUAAAUAUUCUUACACUCGUGACCACAGAUUAAACAUCAGAUUCGUUCCUUUCUACACCCUAGAAACGAUAAGAGAAAUAAACAAAGUUAUCAACUGUCCGUAUUUGAUUCUUAAAUCAAAACAAUCACCGCUUCAGGCAGAGACAUACUGGACAAAUGUUGCGAAAUCCCUGAUCAAAUCUAGCAAUGACUUUUGCAUGAAGUUUCUCGAAGGAUGUCAUCAUAUGCAUCUGACGAAACCAAAAAUGGUGGCGGAUGAAAUUAAUCCAUUCUUAACUAAAUAUGAUAAAUGA